AUGGAUAAAUCAACGCCUCUUCGCUCAUUAAAAUUGUCUCGAUUCGGUCAUUUAUGGAUUUUAAUGUCAUCUUUAGCAGCUGGUGGCUGUUGUGUUUCAUUCUAUUUACCCUACUGGUUAAUUGGCUAUUGGAAUAAAACUACAGUUACAUUUGGCACUUUUCGUGCUUGUAAUUACCCAGGAAUGGUUUAUAAUAGGACUACCGCUGCCUUAGGCACAACAACAAUUCAUAUUUGUGCCCGUUAUAAUGACUUCAAUGAUAUCCCAAGUAUAGCCUGGAAAGCUUGCACUAUUAUGCAGGGUGCUUCAUGUGGUAUCUUACUGUUAAUCGCUUUAAUUGGUCUGUCUUUCAUGUGUAUUAAGGACGUAUUAACUAAGAAAGCAAUUAGGGUAGCUGCCAUUUUACAACUUCUUGCAGGAUUAAGCUUCGGUUGCAGUUGUGCAUUUUAUCCUUUGGGUUGGGAUAGUGCUUCGGUGCGAGUUAUUUGUGGAGAACAGAGUGCUAUUUAUCGCCUAGGACGAUGCACCAUUGGAUGGUGUUACUGGGCAGGAAUUGCCUCUUCGGCAAUUUCUCUGCUGGCUGCAAUACUGGCUUUUACCAGUUUUGCGAUAACUGCUAAUAGAGAUCGACAGGUUAAUCGGUCGAAAUCAUCUGAUGCUAGAGAAACAUCUCCUAAUCAUAAUGUUUAA
This is a messenger RNA of Trichoplax adhaerens, 690 nucleotides long. RefSeq lists its product as uncharacterized. Lineage: Eukaryota; Metazoa; Placozoa; Uniplacotomia; Trichoplacea; Trichoplacidae. Bases 1 to 690 code for a protein of 229 amino acids. The transcript has 2 exons. The record is from RefSeq and is a predicted model, not a curated record. Gene Ontology annotation, cellular component: membrane.